Eptesicus fuscus (big brown bat) is the source of this 1762-nucleotide messenger RNA. It is a transcript of the gene TRMT10B, whose product is annotated as tRNA methyltransferase 10B. Gene Ontology annotation, molecular function: tRNA binding. Gene Ontology annotation, biological process: tRNA N1-guanine methylation. NCBI's taxonomy places the organism in Eukaryota, Metazoa, Chordata, Mammalia, Chiroptera, Vespertilionidae. The coding region runs from base 368 to 1300 and encodes 310 amino acids. The record is from RefSeq and is a predicted model, not a curated record. The transcript is spliced from 10 exons. Gene Ontology annotation, cellular component: nucleus; nucleoplasm.
GGAAACAGCGUUUAACAGUGUGUGGCCUGGUGUCCCGCACCUUGGUGCUUUCCCUUCCUGCCACCCCUCGCACUCGCAGCCUGUGGGCCAAGCGGGGUUCUUUUGGGCCCGGGGUCUAAGUGUUCUGUCGCUGAAGAUGCCAGAGGCGUGGAGCAGCUUCCGUGGACUAAACUUUAGAUUGAGAAAAUGAGAGGAGCAUGCCAACAGAGACUUCUCCAGUGAGAACAUUCAUUGCCUCCCAGUCAUUCCCCGAAAGGUCCUGACACAGAGGAGGAGCUCAAUGAAUAUUUAUUUAUUUUAAUUUUUUACCAUCCUUUUACUCUCAUCCUGUGUGAGUCUUUUGUUCUGAGGACAGAGGCCUAAGCACAUGGACUGGAAAUUGGAAGAGUCACACGUGCUGCAGGAGCAAGAAGUCAUCCCAGAGUACACGGGCGAAGAUGGCAUCUCUGAAAGCUUCCAGCUUCUACAGAUUGAUGUGGAAUGUGAGCCUCAGGAGAGGGAGACCCUGCCCACAGGCAGUGCCACCUGGUGCUCGAAAAAUGUGCAAAGAAAACAGAGACACUGGGAAAAGAUAGUUGCAGCAAAGAAGAGCAAAAGAAAGCAAGAAAAAGAAAGAAGAAAAGCCAAUCGUAUAGAAAAUUCAGGCAUCCACCCCCAGCACAGCAAACGUUUUCUGAGAUCCUUAACCAAGGAGAAACUUUUGGAAGCCAAACACUCAGGACCAAGACUCUGUAUCGAUUUAAGUAUGACCCACCACAUGUCUAAGAAGGAACUAAGCAGGCUGGCUGGACAGAUCCGAAGGCUGUAUGGUUCCAAUAAGAAAGCUGACAGGCCAUUUUGGAUCUGCCUCACUGGAUUCACAACGGACAGUCCCCUAUAUGCAGAGUGUUUGAGGAUGAAUGAUGGGUUUUCUAGUUACCUGCUAGACAUAACAGAAGAAGACUGCUUUAGUGUAUUCCCCCUGGAAACCCUUGUGUACCUGACUCCUGACUCAGAACAUGCUCUUGAAGAUGUUGAUCUGAACAAAGUUUACAUCCUCGGUGGACUUGUGGACGAAAGCAUUCAGAAGAAGGUGACAUUUCAAAAGGCCCGAGAACACUCUGUCAAGACAGCCCGCUUGCCAAUCCAGGAAUACAUGGUCAGACGCCAGAAUGGGAAAAACUAUCAUUCAGAGAUAUUGGCCAUCAAUCAAGUAUUUGAUAUCCUGUCCACUUACUUUGAGACUCAAAACUGGCCUGAAGCAUUGAAGAAAGGAGUUUCUUCCAGAAAAGGCUAUGUUCUUCAGAACUCAGUGGAAUGAUGGACAGCCUAAGGGUGCACCUGCAGGAGGUGAAGUUGCUGGAGGGGCCUUGACCAAAGAGUAGAGCAGAGGUGGUGAUGGCACACACUUGCCUUUACUUGACAUCUCAGAUCUUCAUUAGGAUAUGUUACUAAUAACAGGGACCACAUUUUAUGCUCUUUUGUAUCUCCUAUAGUGCCUAGCUCAGGGAGUGCCCAGUAUAUCUUGACUAAGUAAAAAGUUUACAUAACAAGGAAUUAGCCCUUAAACUACAUGGCUUUGGGUGUGUUAAUUUAUUUUUCUACAUCUAUUUGUGAAAAAUCUACUCUUUAGAGGUAGCUUAAAUAAUUAAAUAUUGUGAUAUCAAGAGUUUAAUUUUCACUAAAGUGGCAUCAUAAAGUUGUAUGACUUUGUCCAACCUGCUCUGAUCAUGCUGAUUUUCCCUAACUCAGUAAUAUGCAGUACAUGUGCUUUUCAGGAUCA